Molecule: messenger RNA, 6575 nt
Organism: Liolophura sinensis
Lineage: Eukaryota; Metazoa; Mollusca; Polyplacophora; Chitonida; Chitonidae
Product: calcium uniporter protein, mitochondrial-like
Exons: 7
Coding region: 106-1128 (340 amino acids)
Biological process (GO): mitochondrial calcium ion homeostasis; calcium import into the mitochondrion
Cellular component (GO): uniplex complex
Molecular function (GO): calcium channel activity; uniporter activity
Source: RefSeq, a predicted model, not a curated record
ACCACAGAUCACCGUCACUACCGAUUCACUGAUCCGCGCACGACAGAUAGCCUCUACACCUGUACUCUCGUUCCAACAAACGAGAGUUUGUUGUGAUAACAACUGAUGAAAAUGGCGGCUAAGGCGGUGGCGUUGAUCCGACAAGUAGCGAGUUUCUCGCAGAGAUUAUCUCUUAGGCCAUCUCUGAUCGCGGGACAUUUCAAGGUGCCUAUGCUAGUAGGAGAGGUUCGAUUUGGUAGCUUGACCUGUCCCUGCAGACUGUAUUGUACAGGUACAUCAGUGAAUGAUGUAUCUGUAAAGUACCGCGAUGGCUUACCUGUGAUAUCUGUGCCAUUGCCAUCUCGUCGGGAAAAUUGCGACUUCACCCUCAAACCCAUCACGCACACAGUUGGGGAUCUCUUAAAAUAUAUACAGGAGGAGGAUGGAGGCAUUGACAGGGUAGCCGUAUAUUCAAGUGAGGGGAACAAAGUGGCGAAAUCUACAACCAUUGAUAUAUUAUUGAGGUCUAACUUCACAUUGAAAGUCAAUGAUACCUCUUACAACAUCAGCCCACCUGAAAUAGAUGGGUUAACCUCUCAUGAAGAUGUUCACAGGUUUGAUGAUGUCAAAGCCACAUUAAGCCAACUCUACUCCACUUUAAACAUUGAAGAAUAUCAGCUAAAGAAAGAACAAGAGUUGAUCCAAAGACUAGAGGAUUUGAAAGUAGAAUUACAGCCUUUAGAAAAGAAAAAGCUUGCCCUGGAGGAGGCUGCCAAUAGGAGAACUGCGCUGUUGUCAUGGUUAGGCCUGGGUCUAAUGGGCUUACAGUUUGGGGUUUUGGCCCGGCUCACAUGGUGGGAGUACUCCUGGGAUAUCAUGGAACCUGUCACUUAUUUUGUUACCUACGGCACAACGAUAGCUAUGUAUGCGUACUUUGUGCUCACAAAGCAGGAAUAUAACUUCCCUGAUGUGAAGGAUCGUCAACAUCUUCUGUUCUUCUAUAAAACUGCUCGCCGACAGAAGUUAGAUAUAAAUCGCUACAAUCAGCUAAAAAAUGCGAUAGCUGUUGCCCAGUUGGACUUGGACCGUCUUCGUGACCCCCUCCAGCUUCACCUGCCCAUCCAGCCUCUUGCCAGGAAAGGAGUAUAGCAUGUGUACAACCCUAGAUCACUCUUUCUGUACUGGGUACCCCAGGGAAUAACAUGGAGACAAACCCUGAAGACGUGGCCAUUUUAGCACCAAGAUCACCUUAGAUACUGAUACUGUUACUAAGGCACACGUAUUGAUAUAUGGUACAUGUAUUAGCAUUUUUAGUUAGUUUUGUGCUAAUAUCGUUCUGGAAGAAGAGGGCCCAGAACGAUCAUGAUGGCUAGAAAAACGUCUAUUUUCAGCCAGUCGGAGUGAAUGUACAUGUACUACAGUACGGCCAUUAUAUGUGCCCGUAGAUGUAGGUGAUCUAUAUAUUGUAGAUAAGAUAUACAUACAUCCUUACAUGUAUGUGUAUGGUAACUACCAAAGCUUUGGAUUCUUUCCAUACUUUUAGCAUGUUCUAUUUUUAAUUUUUUUCUUUUUGCAUGUAGCUUAAUUUAAUUUGUGCAGAGUAAACCGUCUGUUGAAAUCCAAUUUCCCAGAUGUCUUGGCUAUUUAUACAUUCAUUAGAAAACUCUCCAUUUACAACAACAUGCAGCUGUUGAUGCACCCUUUGAUGAAUGACAAGUUAAAAUGAGUCAAUGUGAUUACAAGGAAAUGUUUAGAGAUUGAUCCAUGAAACAGGUGAGGAGGUAAAAUAUAUAAUGUACCUUUUUAACUGAAUGCACACAAAUGCACAAGCGUAUUUAAACAGGCCUCCCUUUUAUUUUGUUGGUGCCUUUCGCGUAUAGAUUUAUCUCCAUAUUUUGAUUUCUAACGCUGGUGCUCUUCCUCAUAGCAGUUCUCUUCGUCAUUAUGUAGCAACUGAGAUUGCUCUAUAUAGGGUACAUUGUCAUUCUGUUUAUAAAAGUCUGUCUCUGUACUGUGAAGUCAAGCUCCUGUACUGUCUCUCUUCUAGGGUAUUUUUCUUUUCUUUAUUAUCUGUUUGGAUGUGCUUGAUUGAUCAAUGUAUGUUGCUAUUUAACUUCUCCAUUUUUUUGUUAUAUUUAUAUGUGUAAUUAUGAAUGUUUUUUAAGAGUUGCAACCUUUGUGAACUAAAUUGUAAAUGCAAAAUGGUAAUUUCUUUAAUAAGCUCAUAUCGUUGUUACUGGCUUAAGAAUUCUUUUCUUAAGCAUGAAGAAACGCCUUUUUUCUAUUUUUUUCACCAGUGUUCUUCAACAAGUAUUUUUUGGCCUUUGUUUAUUUAUUUGUUCUUAACACCAACCAAAGUGUACAAGUCAAAGAAUCACAUCAGUUGGUCAUGUUUUCCCAUAAUUAGAUCAACUCAGGCUUCAAGGAACGUUUAUAUUGUACAGGUAAUAUUGUACAGGUAAUACCGUGCAUAUUACCCAAAUUAUUGGAAUAGCUUAUUUUGAGAAUAAUUCUACAUACAUGAGUUUACAUCAUAUGGACAAGUAGAUAACUGUUUGGAACAUAACAAACUCUCAGUGUGCUGAUGUAGCUAUAAUUGGCUAGGCCAAUGCCAACGCCACCAAACCCCAUUUAUUGAAUGGUCAGGCAGCACCAUGUGGCUUUAUUCACGUUCCAAAUGCAAAGCUGUGAGCUUGUGUAUUAGCUGGAUGGACUUUAUGAUGGAUGAGAGAUAGACUGUAAUUUUUUUUAUUCUGAUCAAGAUGCUUUGUAUGUGUAGCUUGUGAACAUGAAAUGGGUCAAACCUAGAUUACAAACCCUGUUCAUUCCAGAAGUGGUUCUCAGAUUUGUACUACAGUGCACUAAUGCUCUAAUUACCAGUGACCAGCUUGACUCUCAGUAGAAUCUCUCCCUUUUGUAACAGUAGUAUUGCACAUUUAUGAUGCUUCAAGCAAUUGUCGUUGUAUUAGAAUUAUUAUUAAAUGGUCAUUAAUUUUUAUUUUGAUACUGUAGUUCUGAAAUGUGAAAGAUGGCUGUUGUUGGCCUUAAAAAAGCCAAUAGCAGUUCUUAUCCUUUGUUUGUGAAAGAUAUGAAGACAUAAAACCCUGUAUUUAUCUUUAUAUUAGGUAGGUAACAUCAUUAUUUAUAUGCCAUUUAUUUUGUAGAACAACUUAAAAGUAAUCUUUUCCACAUUUGUUAGUUAUUGUGAAUUUCGUGUUAUUCCUCACUGGUUUGUGAUGUAUAUGAUAUAUUCCCAUUCUGGCCACUGAUCAAUCCCAGUAAUACUGCCAGACCAGUUUGGUGCUGUAUUGACACGAAAUAGCGGUAGUUGAAAGAAUCGUUUUCCAUUUGAAGGGACACAUCCCAAUUUCAACAUCAGGCAUGUAUACAGCAGCUAGUCUAUAUGUGUCCUAAACAGCUAUACUAUCAAGGGCAUUUACCCAGGAUUUUUAUAUAGAUAACCAAUUCAGAAGCUAUAGAGCAUUUCCAGUACCAAUGCAGUCUGUAGUCUGGCAAAUCCAGGGCUAAAUAAGCCAUUAAUCUACUGUCUGCCUUCAGGCAGGACUAAGACUGGACAGCAAAGUGGGAUUAUCCAAAUAUAAUUUGAGGGUAUCAAUCAAGCAUGUAUUUGUGCAACAUGUACAAACUAUCGUGUGUUCUAUGGGCUAUUCCUGUGUCGGCAUACAAGUCUGAUAUGUUUGUAAAACCCAAGCUUCCGACAGAAGAUAUGUGAACUUUAACCAUGAUGUAUAGGCUGACAGUAAUGGUACGCCAGUCUGCACAGUUUACAGGGUUAAUGGAAGUUUUUUCUCGCAAGCAUGUGGGUGUUGAUCUCACAUUGGGUAUAAACACUGGAUAGCUGACUGGCUGGGUGUUUUUUUGUUUUUUUUUAAGCAAUAGUAAUAAUCUGGCUUGACAAAUUGGUCGUCUUGGUUGUGCUGUCUGCUAUCUGGCUGCUGUAAGUCAGUAUAGAUAUUGAACUAAGUGCCAACACUGCUCUACCACAUUUGUACUGUACCAUAGAGCCAUUCAGCCCUGUUCUGUGACCAGACUGCUGAUCUCUCUACUAAUAGAUGCUUAUUGUUAUUCUUCAGCCUCACAUGAGUGAAUUCUAUAUCUGUACAUGUAUAUAUCAAUACUCUACCACACCGGAUGAUGAAAGGGAAUUAAAGCAAGGGACUUUAGUAACGAUAUAUUGGAACACUGGUGUAACCUGCACAUAUAAGUAUUACUCACACUAUAAAGCUCCCUCAAGAAGCCACAUCUAUGUACGAUCUGCACAGAGCUAUUCCAGAUGGCCGGUUAAGUGAUGUUCACUGGACUGAUACGUGUCUCAGCUUAAUCACUUCAUCUUAUGUUCUAUACUGAUUUUGUCUGAUGUUAUUCAGUAUGUAUGUAAUUAGAUCCCCAGAUAUAUAAAGUUGCUCAACAACUUCAGUGUUAACCUACAUGUAACCGAGUGCCUUGAAUGAAGAUAUUUCAUCAUAGAAAACCUUCUGUACACUGCUGUACAUUGCUCUGGGGGUGUAUAUAGGUGGGUAUCCCAGUUCAAUCUUAUUGUCUAAAUGUAUCUGAUACUUUAAUAUUUUAGUGAAUCUAGUUGUUGGUAAUUGUGUAAUACUGUAUAGUAAUGUUGUGCAUGAGGUUUGUGGUGGCCCUGUACUAACAGACGCGCAUGUAUAUAUGUAUGUGGAUGUACUGUAUUGUAGGUUAUACUUUUACAUCAAGCACUUUCAGGUAGUUUCAGGUAGCUUUGUCUCAACACAAAAGCUAUGUCACAUGGUACUAUUCAGCCAAAAUUCUGCUUUUGCUUACUGUUUUGAAGAUAGAGGGAUAUCUGAUACAGGACAGUGCAUAUUGAUUCAGUAUAGACAUUGCUUAUAAUUUUAGCCAUUUUCAACAUCAAUUAUUUCAAAUUUUUAUGAAGUAUAUGUAUUGGAUAUAAUUUAACCCAUUUUCAAGAAAAUUAUUUCAAUUAAUACUGAAGAAUUAAAUGAAUUAAUACUAAAGUAUUAAGUCAACGAUGUAUUAUCUUUCAUCAUUUGUUAGUUAUUGCGGUGUCCUCUUUCGUUGAGGAAUCGAAACAUUAUUGCAUACAAUAAUCAAGCAUAUUGAAGGUUGGUACCUAUACAUGUACGUGUAGUCAUACUUGUACCAAUGUUAGUCAUCACACAGCCUAAACAUCAUCACCACUUUCGCCAAACUCAAAACUUUCGCUGGAAGGUGGCAAAGUUGGAACUACUACACUUUUGAAAAUGUUUUGGUGAUGAAUUGAAAAAAAGAUGUGUGUAGGUAUUGGGCAUUAUCUGCUUGACUUUUUUGUUGAUAGAAAUACGUGUACUUGUACCUGAUAUUAUGAAAAAGGCCUGUUUCACUGCCACCUAAUAUGGUAAAAUUUUGUAACCACAUUAGCCGGUCUAUAAAAUCCAUACUCUUUGUCAUACAUGUAGGUGUAUAGGCCUAGAUAUAUUGAGCUUAACAAUUAAUGAUCUUCCAGGCUUUGUUUGUGGUUGUGGUAGUUUUACAAUGUUGGCACUAAGACGUGUAAGAAAGCAGGUAUGUGUAGAGAACUUCAUCGUUACAUUAACUCCAACACCUGACUGUGAUUUAUUGCAAACAUUUUGCUAUUAAGAGGCCUUUAGGUUGUUGUCGCUGAUAUGCACUCUACACAGGUUUGUGGUGUACCUCAUCAUUUUGUAUUACAUAGAAUAUUGUAUUCUGGCUCACAACAAAUGUAAUGCUAUGCCAUGAGAGUGUACUUUUUUUUUUUAAAUUGCGAAGAAAAAGCAACUGAUCAGCUCACACAAAUUUAUGUUUUAUUGUGUACUGAAGUGUGUAAGUAGUGUUCUUUGAGUCAGAAGUGCAUAUCAGGUCAAGAUGACUUCCACAUGCAGCCAUUUUGGAUCUCUAACAUCAGAAAUUCCUGGUCUUUUCUAAAGUGUGUCCCUUUCACUGUAUGCACUGAACCAUGAAAGUCUUAUUACAGAUGAUCUACCAUGGCCGCAGACCAAAUGCAUGUCAUCUGUAUGGCUGAGAACUGGCUAAUUGUCAGCUUGUGUAUGUCAGUUGAGAUACUUGUAAUGUCCUCACGCUAGAUGUAGCCUAAAGGUUUGAGCUGUAUGGCAGCACUGGGCACUUGGAUGCACUCAGUUACUGAUGUUAACUUUGGGCUUGCAUGCUCUCUUGGUCUCUAAAACAGGAUAACUUUGUACUGAAUGACAACCAUAAAUCCCAUGACUCUGGCUAAUAUGAGAUAUGAAAUUGAUAUUGAGAACAUUGAUUUAGUUUAGCGUGAGAAUUACAUAACGUACCGUCCCUAAUUGCUAUGUUAAUGUACUAUUCUUUGCUUAUUGGACUGAACCAAAGGGUGAUAAUAUUUAUUCAUCUAUAUAUAUUUUCUUGAGACCUUUAUCUGCACAAUUUUCCUAUUCUGUAUGCCAUGCACAUACAUGUGUUACUGUGUAAGGCUAUUUAAAGUUAAUAUUCGUUGCGUAACAAAAUUGAAUUAAAUGCAUGUUGUGUUUGGAUCGAACCAGUGGCCCAUAAAGACAAUAUUUUCUUCAUAUUGCAAAUAAAAUAUAGAAGUUAUUACAUUA